GGCGUGGCUGAGGUUCAUAAUGCAUGCAAUGAUGGCUGUGAAUCUGCUUCAUUUUCUUGUGAUAUUUUGUUGUUUUAUUGAAGCCAGGAGUCUCAGAGUCCUCAAUAAAACUGAGAUAGAACAAUUAUCAACUACUGGUUGCAUAUUACUCGGUCUGUCUGAUACCAGUCCGUCCCUAACCUCACUCCUGGAGGAAAUAGCAAGUGUGUAUAAAGAAGAAAAGACUGUUACCAUUGCUGCUGGAUCACGUGAUGACAUUACCUGGAACAAACCUGGAAAUGGCGGGAAAUUUGCAGAAGUAGCUUUCUACAAGUGCCAGCCAUUGGACCGCUCCUGUCUCCUCAGUGUAGUCCACAGACCCACAGCUGAGCCGUACACUGGUCCACUGGUCGCUGACCAAUUGAUCAUGUUUUUAAAUUAUCACUGUCACUCUUACAGGAAGGCAGGCGGUGGAUUAGAGUCUGGAGGGAUCCUCAGAGAGUCACUGCUAGCUGGACAGUACAGGAUAUCAGAGAAUGAAGAGUCUUGCUCUAUUGUGGACUCCUCUUUAACAAAGUCUGAGUUUUUCUGGUCUUUCCUAUCGGUUUCACGUCCUGUGGUUAUCAGAGACGCGAUCAAUAAGUGGCCAGCAAUGAAGAAAUGGAGUAUGGAGUAUUUACGUGAGAAGUACGGCCUCAAAGAGAUACAUGUGAAGAUUACGCAAGAUGGGGUUUUUGAAGGUGUUGAAGCAGCCUCACUUUGGCCUGGGUACUCUGAUAGCUGGAUACCAGAGCGGGUAAGAUCCCAGCUCUCUUUCCCUGAGCUGGUAGUCGUAAGACCUGCCACUGAUGAAAUGCCUUUUGGUGAUUUCCUUGAUCUAGUAUCACUGGGUCGAAACAAGAGUGGAGCAUCCAGCUAUCUCGAGUACUCAUCCAUUCCAUCAUAUCUACCUGCAUUAGAGAGUGAUAUAGAGACUCUCUCGUUUGUUGAGGAUCUCUUGGAAAGGAAGCAUCUUAAUAUUUGGCUAAGUGACGGAGAUACACUUGGGAAGCUUCAUUUUGAUCCAUAUGAUAAUUUACUGUGUCAGUUAUCUGGUGAGAAGCAUCUGACGCUGUUUGAACCUUACGAUAAUAGGAACUUGUAUGAAGCUCACAUACCAGAGGCUCUGCUUGGCUAUGAUAAGAAGAGACGUAAGGUUUUUCGUAAGAACCUCCUUCAGAGUACCUCAAUGGUGAUGUCUCCAGUGGAUAUUCUUGAUCCUGACUACAAGAGGUUCCCAUUGUUUAGGAAAGCAAAGAGACUCCAGUGUGUCCUAAGGCCUGGUGACGUUCUGUUCAUGCCAGCUUUUUGGUGGCAUGAAGUUCAGUCUUAUCCUGACCCGAUUCAGCAUAGAAACUUAGCUAUCAAUUACUGGUAUGCCAUCACUCACUAUAGAGCUAUUGCAGCUUUUCAUUUCCUACAACAUUGCAUUGGUCAUUGGUAGGACUUGCCAAAUUAUCUUUACUUAGCAAACUCACUGCCAAAUCAACUGCUCACAUGCUGUAACAUGCAAGAUUUAU
Amphimedon queenslandica is the source of this 1538-nucleotide messenger RNA. RefSeq names its product jmjC domain-containing protein 7-like. The coding region runs from base 20 to 1462 and encodes 480 amino acids. The transcript has 2 exons. The record is from RefSeq and is a predicted model, not a curated record. NCBI's taxonomy places the organism in Eukaryota, Metazoa, Porifera, Demospongiae, Haplosclerida, Niphatidae.